UAUGCACCAUCUCUAGCUAUCUCUUUCUCUUUCUUUUUUCCCUUGAAACUCUAACUCCAGACAAGAAAAAUGCUUGGAUCUAUAUUGUUUUUGAUAGUUAUGCUGGAGAAAGUGAUAGCCAUGGAUUUGGACUUGUCACCACAGUAUCCCCAGAAUAAAAUAUUUGAAGGAGAAGCUGGAUCAUACGAGGCUUGGUCAAGCUCAGAAUUGGCUGAGCUAAAGCUUGGGGGAUCAAAGCUUGUGCUCCAUCCUCGUGGCUUCUGUCUUCCCCACUAUGCAGAUUCCUCCAAAAUUGUUUAUGUUCUUCAAGGUACUGAAGGAAUAGUGGGAGUGGUGCUUCCUAAUUCUUCAGAAGAGGUAGUGCUGAAGCUUAAGAAAGGAGACGUAAUAGCAGUGCCUCUGGGAACACUCUCAUGGUGGUAUAAUAAUGGAGAUUCUGAACUUGUUAUUGUUUUCUUUGGAGAAACUUCCAAAUCUUACGUUCCUGGAGAUUUCACCUACUUCUUUCUAUCUGGAGGUAUAGGAAUAAUGGCAGGAUUCUCAUCUGAAUUCACUCGUCGAGCUUACAAUCUCAAGGACCAGGAAGAAGCAGACAAGCUCGCUGGAAGCCAAACUGGUGUGUUGAUCACCAAGAUAGAAGAAGGAAUUAGCAUGCCUCAACCUGACAACGAGUUCCUGCACAAAAUGGUUUACAACAUCGACGCUGCAUCAGCUGAUGUUGAGGUUCAAAUGGGCGGUGUCUUUAAGACACUAACAUCAUCUAAAUUGCCGUUGCUUGAGCAAGCAGGGCUAAGUGUAAGUCAAGUGAAACUGGAGGCUAAUGCCAUGUACUCGCCCACGUACACUUGCAAUGGAGCAGCUCGAGUUGUUUACGUUGUUGAAGGGAGUGGAAGUGUAGAAAUUGUGGGUAUUUAUGGUCAGCGAGUUGUGGAUACCAACACAGAGGCUGGCCAAAUGUUUUUAGUGCCAAAAUUCUUCGCUGUUGCUGAAAUUGCAGACAGUGAAGGGCUGGAGUUUCUCUCUGUCUUAACUUCUACAGAGUAACCAAUAAUAUUACUUGUCACUAAUUAUAAUUUGUAGUAAAAUCUUUGAAUAUUGAUUAUAUAAUUUUCUUGCAGGCCAUGCGUUGAGGAGCUUGCGACGAAGAACUCAGUAUGGAAUGCCAUUUCUCCUGUAGUU
Manihot esculenta (cassava) is the source of this 1179-nucleotide messenger RNA. RefSeq names its product legumin B. Bases 70 to 1044 code for a protein of 324 amino acids. NCBI's taxonomy places the organism in Eukaryota, Viridiplantae, Streptophyta, Magnoliopsida, Malpighiales, Euphorbiaceae. The transcript has 2 exons. Gene Ontology annotation, molecular function: nutrient reservoir activity. The record is from RefSeq and is a predicted model, not a curated record.